AAAGAAAGAAGAUGGCGUCACUUUCUUAUUCGUGUUAGUGAAGGAAAGUCAAAAAUCUAAUUUUUCUCUCAGUUUUUCAUUUUUCAAUGAGUAAAUCAAAAUAUAUCUUUACAUAAUGUCAAACCAAAUCAUUAAGCCACACAGUGAUCCUCUUAGCUCGAAUUCACCCACAAAUGAAGGAAAUCUAAACCAAACUCAAAACCAUGUCCAUAGCCAAAUGCAGGAAGUCCAUAGUUUUACUCCGGUUAAACUUGCUGAUACCUUCCGUAGACUGGUGUUUACAAUGGAAAAGGGCAAUACUAUUAUGCAAGGUUGUACUAAUGCCGUAUCCAACUUGAAUCAAAAGGUUGCGCCAGAGCAAAAACAAUUUCUUGGUGAUCGAAAAGAUAAGGUGACAGUAGAACUGAAAUGUUCCUUUUUGCAAAUCUUAAACAUCGACACAGUAGGUCAGUGUUUUGAGGCUGAAGUUUUUGUUCAAGCGAAAUGGCAAGAACCAGCCUUACAAAAGGCGGCAGAGCUAAAUGAUAAAAGCAUGUACGAUCCUAAGGAACACUGGAUACCACGAAUGACUAUUUUAAAUGCAAAUGGAGAUUUAACAUUCAAUAGACGAAAUUUUUCAGUACAUUUUAAUCAAAAGGGUUACAAAUAUCCAGUUGUUACCUUACUUUGGAGAUUUAAAGGCAAAUUUCGAGAAAAUUUGGAGUUGGAACAUUUCCCUUUUGACGUUCAGGAUCUAACAAUUCAAUUAUCAACAGAAAGGUCGGCCGAUGAAGUUGAUUUUAUCGAAGAUCAACAGGUUCUUUCUACAGUAAAUACCGGAACGUUUCAGAAUUCUGGAGAAUGGAACAUAUACGAACAUGUUGAAACAUUCAAAGAUUCAACAACAAGGGAAUAUGUUAGUUCGACCGUCCAUCCGAUUUUAUUCGCCCAAUGCCGAGUCAAGAGAAAAUUCGGGUUUUAUAUGUGGAAUAUUGCUUUCAUCGUGGCAUUAAUUUCAAAUUAUACAUUUUUAAUGGGGACAGAAGAACCAGAUAAGGUAGAUAGGAUGUAUAAUAAUGCCACAUUGUUAAUGACUGCUUUCGUUUUUAGAAUGUCUAUUACCCAAACCUUACCUGCCAUAUCGUAUCUUACUUAUUUGGAUGUUUAUGUGAUAGUCUCCUUGGUGUUUCAUUGCCUACAGAUUGCUGAAAAUUCUUUGAUGGCCUGUCUCAGCAGGCAUAUUAGUAGAGAAGAGCUUUAUGAUUGGGAUAUUUUCUGUAUUUCAAUUUUUGGUGUCAUUUAUUUCUUAUUCCAUAUCAUGUUCCUGGUAUAUAUCUACCUAACGGCUUACAGAAGAAGAAGGUUGAUGGAACAAAAGGACAGAUUAUAUCAGGCUAAAAGACGUCAUUUAGAAAGAUACGGAGUUAUGAUGAAACCAAACCAAGCUGAUGCUUUAGCCAUUAAAAUUAGCCAACUAAAGUUUCAAUGAAUAUCCUCGACUCCAUCUUCACAAUGCCAAGGUAUUACAAACUUCGUUUUAUACCUUGACUGCAAUAGCCACCUUUCUUGUAUCACGGAAGUUAGUAAAUACAGCGAUUUGGUUAGAUUGUACGUUAGCGAAUACAGUCAACCAAGGCCUCGACAUAAAGUCUGGAAACAAUAAACAAUAGUGUUUAAAUUCGCUGAGGUACAUACAAAUCAAAUCGUUGCAUUCUAUGAUACAAUAAGGGUGUCUAAUGUCAUCAAGACAUAAGACGGAAUUAUGAAUACCUUGACCAUUGCAAAGAUGUACCCAGUUUGGAUAACUGCUUUACUUUUCAUACACUUUAAAAACUUGUUGACAGCAUUAAAAAAAAACCUACUUGCAGCAUGACAGCAUGAAUUGGAAAUCAUCUACGAAGAUUUUAAAAGAAUUUGAAAUAAUAGUAAUCUUAUAUAGUCAUCAGAUCUUCAAUUCUUCAAUUUGUUGUGAAAGGAACCUAGGGGAACUGAGUCGAUUUUCAAUUCCAUGACAUUUAUGAGAAUGUUCGCUAUAAAUGUCUGGGCAGUAUUUUAAUGAAAAUUACACCUACAUAUUUCUGUGAUAGUUGUUGAAUAAUGUUAUUGUUUUAUUGCCUUGUUUGUGCUUCUUAUUUGUAAUAUUUCUUAAAUUCUACAAAGUGUUAUAGUACGUUACAAAUUAAUAUUGUCGUUUUUAAUGGCACGUAAUUAAAUAAUCUGUACUGUAC
Molecule: messenger RNA, 2207 nt
Organism: Lottia gigantea (owl limpet)
Lineage: Eukaryota; Metazoa; Mollusca; Gastropoda; Lottiidae
Exons: 8
Coding region: 116-1468 (450 amino acids)
Biological process (GO): regulation of membrane potential; chemical synaptic transmission; nervous system process
Cellular component (GO): neuron projection; synapse; membrane
Molecular function (GO): neurotransmitter receptor activity; transmembrane signaling receptor activity; extracellular ligand-gated monoatomic ion channel activity
Source: RefSeq, a predicted model, not a curated record